GUUCAUCCGACCUGCUCGCUCUGCCGGAGUCAAGGAUGCUGUUGCUAGGGAGACGGGGAAGUCAGCUGAGGAGGACGUCAAUCAUCCCCUGCAUCACUGUGGAAGGUUCAGGAGGGGAGGAGAAUUUCCUAAACAAGUACGACUCGAAAGGUUCGCCCAAGCUGAGCCACAGGAGCAAGUCGGAAACCAAGCUGUAUGAGGAUGACUCGGACCGGUCCAAACUCAGCAAGAAGGAGUCUCUCAAGGAGCAGAAGAAGAACUACCGGAGGGAGAAGAAACGGGCGGCCAAGGAGCUCCUGAACACACUUAAAGAUCCGUCCGUGGUCGUCUUGAGAGAUUGGCUCAAGAUCCGAGGCACACUGAAGGGAUGGCAGAAGUACUGGUGCGUGCUGAAGCCGGGAGUGCUCAUUAUCUACAAGGGGCCGAAGCACGGCGCCUGGGUCGGGACCAUCCUGCUCAACGCCUGCGAGAUCAUCGAGCGACCCUCCAAGAUGAACGGAUUCUGCUUCAAAGUCUUCCACCCGCUGGACCAGUCCAUUUGGGCAUCCAAGGGCCCGAAAGGAGAGACAGUGCCUGCCAUCACCCAGCCCCUCCCCACAAGUUACCUGAUCCUCAGGGCUGCUACUGAUGCAGAUGGUCGAUGCUGGAUGGAUGCCAUGGAGCUGUCCCUUCGCUGCUCCAGCCUGCUCAUGCGCUCCAUGGUCAAGGACGCCGCUACAAAUGGGCAGCAAUCUAUGUCUACACUGGACACCUCCGACCCCAACCAGCAGUCCAGGACCCUUUGGGAUGAGAUAGCGUGUGCCAGUGGUGAUGACCUUAUCUUCCCCAGCAGCUGGAAUGAGUCUGACAUUGAGCGGCACUUCCAGGUGCACCUGGCCCUGGGUCGUACCAUCACAACCCAGAACGGGGAGGAGGAGGAGAAGGAAGAGAAAGAGGAGGAAAAAGACGAAGAUGAGAAGGAGAGUAAGGGUUCGGACUCGGAGGCGUCUGAGCAGCAUGACCAGGUGUUUGAGGAGGACCUGGAGCCUCCCAAAGAGACGGUGUACCGAGAGAACACCUGUGAGGAGCUGGGGCAGCAGGGUGGGGCCAGUCAGACAGAGGAGGUCGCAGACGAGAACAAGAGCAUCAUCUGGACGCUCAUCAAACAGGUGCGGCCAGGAAUGGACUUGUCCAGAGUCGUCCUUCCGACCUUUAUCCUGGAGCCAAGGUCAUUCCUGGACAAGUUGUCGGACUACUACUAUCAUGCAGACCUGCUGUCUGACGCUGUGAACAUCGACGACCCGUUCGGCCGGAUGAAGCAGAUCGUGCGCUGGUACCUCUCAGGUUUCUACAAGAAGCCCAAAGGUCUGAAGAAACCGUACAACCCCAUCUUAGGGGAGACCUUCCGCUGCAUGUGGCCACACCCUCAGACAGGCAGCAAGACCUUCUUCAUAGCAGAGCAGGUAUCCCAUCAUCCUCCAGUUUCUGCGUUCUAUGUGACGAAUCGACAAGACGGAUUCUGCAUCAAUGGCAGCAUUUUGUGCAAGUCAAAGUUCUACGGUAACUCCUUGUCAGCUAUCCUGGACGGCACUGCGUGUCUCACGCUCCUGAACCGAGGGGAGGACUAUGCCAUCACCAUGCCAUACGUCAGCUGUAAAGGUAUCCUGUACGGUACUAUGACGAUGGAGAUGGGCGGAAAAGUGAGCCUGACGUGUGACAAGACGGGAUACAGGACCGAGAUAGAGUUCAAACUCAAGCCGUUCCUGGGUGGCAGCGAUGCCAGUAACCAGAUCACAGGAAAGAUCAAGCUGGGGAAGGAGACCCUGGCCACACUGGAGGGCCACUGGGACCAGGAUGUGUACAUCACAGAGAAAAGCACCGGCUCAGAUAAAACAGAGGUGUUCUGGAGCGUGACCGACGAGGUGAAGUCUCGCCGGCUGAAGCGCCAGACCGUCCGGUUCGAGGACCAGGGGGACUUUGAGUCGGAAAAGCUGUGGCAGCACGUGUCGGCGGCCAUCAUGGCGUGUGACCAGAACAAGGCGACCAACGAGAAGUACAUCCUUGAAGAGCAGCAGCGCAAAGACGCGCGGGAACGGAAGGAGAAACGGUCGGACUGGGUCCCGAAGCUGUUCGAGCGAGAGGGCGCGGAGGAGCACAACUGGAUCUAUAAACACAUCGACACGCGCCCCUGGGAUCCGCACAACGACGUCUUCCAGUACGAGUUUGGCGGGGUCAUCCAGGCCAAGACGCGCCACAAGACCCCCAUGGUCCGCACCACCAGCAUCAUGAGUGUGCCCGGCACACAGAGGCAGCAGAGCCUCAAGAACAGGAAGCACCUGGUUAAGCCGCCGAGCCAGUCCCACCGCGACAGCGAUCGUUCCAGCAGCGAGCCACGCCCAGACGAGGACGACGCUUCUGACGACGAACGGAGCGACGUAUCCAGCCGUGCGGAUUCUGGCCGAGGGCCGCGUUCCCGCCACCACUACGCCCCCUCCACGAUCGAGCAGGCCGUUCGACCACUCGUCAGAGCCCAGCAGGAGACCAACGACCGAUUGGCCGACCUCAGUGGUCGCCUCCGGAUGCUGGCCAAUCAGAACGCAGAGCACAGCAACUACCUGCAGAACAAAGACUGGCUCCUAUUGGCUGUCGUCAUGCUGUUCCAGGUCGUCACCAUGUACAUGUUCUCCAGAUGA
Branchiostoma floridae (Florida lancelet) is the source of this 2672-nucleotide messenger RNA. RefSeq names its product oxysterol-binding protein-related protein 8-like. The transcript has 22 exons. Lineage: Eukaryota; Metazoa; Chordata; Leptocardii; Amphioxiformes; Branchiostomatidae. Gene Ontology annotation, cellular component: intracellular membrane-bounded organelle; membrane; cytosol. The coding region runs from base 36 to 2672 and encodes 878 amino acids. The record is from RefSeq and is a predicted model, not a curated record. Gene Ontology annotation, molecular function: cholesterol binding.